Messenger RNA from Manihot esculenta (cassava), 896 nucleotides. RefSeq lists its product as uncharacterized. The record is from RefSeq and is a predicted model, not a curated record. Bases 354 to 629 code for a protein of 91 amino acids. NCBI's taxonomy places the organism in Eukaryota, Viridiplantae, Streptophyta, Magnoliopsida, Malpighiales, Euphorbiaceae. The transcript is spliced from 2 exons.
CAAAACUAAUAACACGAAAACUCCGUCUCCCAUCCUCUUCUCCCCUCCUCUCCCCUCCCCUUGCCUUCCCCCGACCACUUCGGCUUCUCCAUCACUCCCUCUGGUACAGCCGCGCGCCUCCCACCUUCCGCCAAUCGUGCCUCCCCUUUUCACGCUGUUAACGUCAUUUCUGCAUCCGCUGCUCCUGUUUGCUUCUUCGCUCUUCUCCGCCGCUUCUUCUUCUCCUCGUCGCCGCUUCCGCUGGUCCAGUCCUUCUCCCGUCCGGUGGUGCUCCCCGCCGCUGGUUCUCGUCCUCAAUCACGGGGCUGCAGCGCCUCGUGGCGUCCUCCGUCACUGCAGUUCAGUGCUUAGUAAUGGCAAAAGGUCUGAUAUGGGCAACAGCAGAAGAUCUGGGAAGGAAUAGAGGACGGGUUAUUUCUCUUUAUCGCCAAAUUUUGCGCAGCCUCAACUCUCCAAGUUUGCCUCUUAAUUUAGCUGCUAGACUGGCUAAGAAGGCUGAAGUUCGUGCCAUCUUCAUGCUGGCUUCUGAGGAGAGAUCCCUCCACAAUAUCAAUGAUCUUAUCGACACUGGUGAAUAUGCUCUCUCUAUCCUGAGAAAAGGUGAAAUCCCCAACAACAUCCAAUGGUAAUUGGCUACCAAGCAUUUGAAUUCUGCAACUUCCCUUGAUGUAUUUAAAAGUUAACCAAGAAUCAUUUAGCAUUUUUUUCCCCUUUUUUUCUUGUUUUCUUGUUUUCAUAGAUAUGAAGUAGUAAUCAGAAAUCACAACGAAAAACUUCAGUAUUAUCUCUUAUUUCUUCCUUUUGUAAGCUUAUUCUGCUAGUCUUAUCACCCUUGUGUUGUGUAAUUAGAUAGCUACUCCCUAAUGGAUAUCUGCUGGCUAAUUGUUAUCUAGUGA